AUCAUCAAGAAAAAGUCAUCAUCAAUUUGAAUGAAGAAGAUGAAGAUUUUAUCAAUAAUAAUGAUAUUUGGAAAUAUAUGAAUGUCUACCCAAAACAAGCAGAAGAUACUCAAAGCCAGAAAACUGUAAUCCCGACCUGCCGAUUGCCUUCAGAAUCACGUCAAGAUGAAAAUUUUAAAAAUUCGAGAAUAAAAAUAUCAGAGGAUCUGAAAGAAACCUCCAGAAAUUCUGAAAUAAAGGAAGAAAAAUGGACGCUCCCUCACGAGAAGUACAUCAUUUAUCCACUUCCAAGUAGAACGAAAAAUGAUGAUGUACAACCUCUUGUUGUACAAGGAUCAUUAAUCAAAUUAACUGAGUUAGAAAAGAAAAUUACUAAAGGAAUAUUACAAGCAGCCAUAAAUGGAGAAGUAAAAACCAGACCACCAGUAUAUUCAUCAGCUAAAUAUUCAUUAUUAUUAUAUAACGAUAUGUUGGAUAUGCAAUUAUAUUCAUCUACCAUCAUAUUCUAUGAAAUGGGUCAAAUCAUUCAUGAUCUCACCUUUGGAAUGAACUGUGUAAGAACAAGUGGAAAAGUCAAAAAGUUGAUUAAGAAGAUAAAUCCACACAAUAUUCAAUUCAAAGUCAUGGCCACACUAAGAAUCUAUCAAUAUUUUUCAGAAUAUCCUGAAAUUUUAGAAUAUAGUAGAUUGGAUAAUUACUUUACUCCAUUAGUAAUUG
Messenger RNA from Ambispora gerdemannii, 717 nucleotides. The record is from the annotation of a GenBank genome assembly. NCBI's taxonomy places the organism in Eukaryota, Fungi, Glomeromycota, Glomeromycetes, Archaeosporales, Ambisporaceae.